Molecule: messenger RNA, 1872 nt
Organism: Zingiber officinale
Lineage: Eukaryota; Viridiplantae; Streptophyta; Magnoliopsida; Zingiberales; Zingiberaceae
Product: zinc finger MYM-type protein 1-like
Exons: 1
Coding region: 1-1872 (623 amino acids)
Molecular function (GO): protein dimerization activity
Source: RefSeq, a predicted model, not a curated record
AUGAACCAACCACAACAUAUAUCAAGGAGAUUCGACAAUUUUAAUGAUGAACAAGUCGCAGCUAAUCGUCUUCGGUUAAAAGCUCAUAUACAUGUGGUAUUGUUGCUUGCACUUCAAGGAAUUCCGUUUAGGGGCCAUGAUGAGAAAUCUAGUUCAUCUAAUCGUGGCAAUUUUCUUGAAUUUUUGGAUGUGCUAACUAUGUAUAAUGACGAACUUUCAAAAGCAAUUGCGAAAGCUCCAAAAAAUGCCAAGUAUACAAGUCAUGAUAUUCAGAAACAAAUACUUCAUGUGAUUUCCAUGAGAGUGAAAAAUGUAAUUCGUGAAGAAAUUGGAGUUGCCAAGUAUUGCAUAAUUGUCGAUGAAUCUCGAGAUGAAUCAAAAAGAGAGCAAAUGUCUAUAGUAUUGAGAUUUGUUGAUACUAAUGGAUUCAUUCAAGAACGUUUUUUUGGGCUUGUUCAUGUAUCUGAUACUACGGCUUUGACUUUAAAGAAUGUCAUAUAUUCUACUUUGGCUCACUAUAAUUUGGAUGUUCAAAAUAUUAGAGGUCAAGGUUAUGAUGGUGCUAGUAAUAUGAGGGGUGAGUUUAAUGGAUUGCAAGCUUUGAUUAUAAAAGAUUGUAGAGGUGCUUAUUAUGUUCAUUGCUUUGCUCAUCGGUUACAAUUGGCUUUAGUUGCAGCAUCAAAAAAUGUGACACCUAUUCAUCAAUUUUUUGAUAGAUUAACUUUUAUAGUUAAUAUUGUUGGUUCUUCAUGUAAGCGUAAUGAUGAAUUGAAGAAUGCUCAUGCGGAUGACAUUGUACAUUUGAUUGCAAUAAAUGAACUCGAGACAGGGCGUGGACUUAAUCAAAUAGGUACUUUACAACGAGCUGCUGAUACACGCUGGAGUUCUCAUUUGAGAUCAUUGAAAGGCCUAAUUAAGAUGUUUAGUGCAUCGUGUACGGUAUUGCUCAAGGUUAUGGAUGAUGGGCUUCCUUCUCAACGAGCAGAUGCAACAUCUGUUUAUGAUGAAAUGACUUCUUUUGAUUUUGUAUUCAUCUUGCAUCUUAUGAAUGAGAUUAUGGGGAUCACAGAUAUUCUUUGUCAGGCUUUACAAAGUAAGUCUCAGGAUAUUAUAAAUGCAAUGGAGCUGGUAUUAUCUACUAAGAAUUUACUUCAACAUAUGCGAGAUAACAAAUGGAAUGAUUUGCUUGCAAAAGUGAAAUCUUUUUGUGAACUUCGAAAUAUUGAUAUUCCUGAUUUCAAUGCUUCGUAUAUUGAUAGACGAGGACGAGCCCGCGUUCGUCAAGACAAUUUCACCAUUGAGCAUCAUUAUCAGGUAGACCUCUUUUAUGCUUCUAUAGAUUCACAGUUGCAAGAAAUUAAUGGACGCUUUAGUGAUGAUGCUAUGGAAUUGCUCAUUCUUAGUAAUGCCUUAAAUCCUCAAAAUGCGAUGGAGUCUUUCAAAAUUGAGGAUAUUUGUAAAUUAGUAGAAAAGUUUUAUGCCCAAGAUUUUACAAGAGAUGAAAAAGAGCAAUUGGAGAUGCAAUUAAAGCAUUAUGAGCAUAAUGUAGUCAAAGGACCCGACUAUAAAAAUCUUUCAACCAUUUCAGAAUUAUGUCAAUGGUUGGUGAAGACUAACAAAUCUGUUAUAUACAACCUCAUUUUUAGAGUGAUUAUACUUGUGCUUACUCUUCCGGUUUCCACUGCUACUACAGAACGAUCAUUUUCUGCGAUGAAUAUUGUGAAAACAAGACUUCGGAGCAAAAUGGAGGAUACUUUUCUCUCGGAUGCAUUAAUGGUAUAUAUUGAGAGAGAAAUUGCUAGAAAUAUAAGCAUAGAAGAUAUCAUUGAAGACUUCGAAAAUUUAAAAGAAUGUCGAAUUCCUUUUAGUUAG